GCAAAACCUUCAAUAAAAAUUCUAAAAAUUGAUAUUAUGAAUCAACCUGCAAAUCAAGCAGUUGGAGGUCAGCCUUUGGUACCUCAAAACGUAACUUCAUCCUUCGAUGAUCUUACUGCCAAACAAAAAUAUGAAAUUUUAGCCAAAGGUGCGAAUCCAUUUCCCAGUAAUGCUGGAGCACAAGAAAUAGAAAAUCAGACAUUACCGGAC
Racocetra fulgida is the source of this 210-nucleotide messenger RNA. The record is from the annotation of a GenBank genome assembly. Lineage: Eukaryota; Fungi; Glomeromycota; Glomeromycetes; Diversisporales; Gigasporaceae.